AUGCUGGAGAAAAUUGGGUUGCCUGCGAAGCCGUCUCUGAGGGGGAAUAGUUGGGUGGUUGAUGCCUCCCAUUGCCAAGGAUGCUCCUCACAGUUCACUUUCAUCAAUCGCAAGCACCACUGUCGAAGGUGUGGGGGCAUAUUCUGUGGCAGCUGUACACAGCAACGGAUGGUGUUGCGUGGACAAGGCGACUCACCCGUUCGUAUCUGUGAACCCUGCAAAAGGCUCGAAGAGGCUGCACGAUUCGAAAUGCGAUAUGGUCAUAAAAAUAGAGCUGCAAAAGGUGGCUCCAGAUAUGGUUCAAAAAAAGACGAGGAUAUUCUUAGAGACAUUCUUGGCAAUGAGGCAAAAUUUGAAAAGAAAGGCGAAUCGUCAUCUUCUUUCCCAAAUCCGGUCGAAGUUGGAGAUACAGUUAGAAACCCGUCUCUCGAUCUGAACGAGAUGGGCUCAAUUGCUACCACCCCCGAAGACUUGCGUCAACAAGCCAUGGCUGAAAAGAAUAAAUACAAAACAUUGAAAGCUGAAGGAAAAUCUGAAGAAGCCUUGCUUGCCUUCAAAAGAGGGAAAGAGCUAGAGAGGCAGGCUGCAGCCUUGGAAAUAUCUUUGAGAAAAAACCGUAAGAAAGCUACCGUAAAUGAUACACAGAAAAUCAAAGAACAUUCCAACCCAUCCGUGGAUAAUAAUAGGCUCACGGCCAAAAAGACUGGAGAAACAGAUGAUCUUUUUACCGAGCUCAAAGAUUUAGGAUGGUCAGACCAAGACCUCCGUGAUGCUGAGAAAAAGCCAGCCACAUUGUCUGUGGAGGGUGAGCUUUCGUCACUUAUAAGGGAAGUCUCUCAAAAACCUAUAAACGAGAAGGUAACUGUUAGUUCUGACAAGUCUCAGGUUAUUGCUCAUAAGAAAAGGGCCCUUGAGCUGAAACGUGCUGGGAAUCUUGCUGAGGCUAAGGAAGAAUUAAAGAGAGCGAAAAUUCUUGAGAAGAAAAUUGAGGAGGAAGAGCUUCUGGACGGAGCCAAUGAUUCUGAUGAUGAGCUCAUGUCGUUAGUUAAUAAUAUGGAUGGAGAUGAACACGAUCAUGAUUUUUCUGCAGGAAAUAAAUCCAAUCUCAAUUUUAAUUUCGGUCAUUUUACUGGGAUUGGCGAUGAUCUUGCAGUCGAUGGUAAUUUGGAUGUGACUGAUGAGGACAUGUAUGAUCCUGAAAUAAAUUCUGCUUUGAAAUCAUUGGGUUGGGUGGAAGAUAAUACAGCCGAUCCCAACAAUUAUGACCAGGAAGCAUUUGCAACUGAAAUUCAGUCAUUAAAAUUGGAAGCUGCGAAUCAGAAAAGGGCUGGGAAUAGUGCAGAGGCAUUGACACUGUUAAAAAAGGCUAAAUUACUCGAGAAGGAGGUUGAAAGUUCAAAUACUCGUGGAAUGGAAGAACCAUUGUUUUCCAAUGGUCCUAUCGUUAUCGAUUCGGGCCUCAAUUCGAUUCCAAAGAGUAAAAUGGCGAUCCAAAAAGAACUUCUUGCUGUGAAAAGGAAGGCUUUAACUCUCAGAAGGGAAGGUAAAUUAGAUGAGUCAGCAAAAGAACUGGAAAAGGCUAAAGCUCUCGAGGAUCAGCUUGAGGAUAUGAAUAGAUCUCCACCAAUCAUCCAGUCAAGUUUUGAGAAUAGACCAAGUUACACUAACCAGUCACAUAGUACUAGUCUUGAUAAUAAUGAAGACGAAGAGGAUGUCACAGAUCAAGAUUUGCACGACCCAGCUUAUCUCUCUCUUCUGAAGAACUUGGGGUGGGACGAUGAAGAUAAUGCCGAUGUUCCUUCAACGGCCUCGAAAGAAAACAAUAAACCCUCAAAGCAUACGAGUAACUCUUCCAUUAGUCAGCCAGCUGUGAAUAAUGAAGUCAGUGGCAAUUCCAGAAAAAGUAAAAGUGAGAUCCAGAGGGAAUUAUUAGCGCUGAAACGAAAAGCUCUUACCCUGAGACGACAAGGAGAGGCCGAGGAGGCUGAUCAAGUUCUGAAAAUGGCAAAAUCAUUGGAGGAAAAGCUUCAUGAGUUUGAAGAACCAAUACGGAGAGACGAUAAUUCACCGGAACACAACACAACAAAUGCGCCACAAAACCCUGAAUCUUCACUUCAAGUGGAUUAUUUAGAAAGGCAAGCAAGAGAUAACGAUCCAGUUGUUACAAGUCCGGAUAAACCAAAUUCAAGUGCCGAGAAACAAAAUUCAAGUCCCACGCAACAAGAAAUAUUAGCUCUGAAGAAGAGAGCAAUUACAUUGAAGAGAGAAGGAAAACUUGAGGAGGCCAAAGAAGCCCUCCGCAAGGCGAAGCUCCUGGAGAAGGCCGUCAACUCUCCUGCUGACGAGGAUCUUGGCCCAGUCCCAGGCCCAGUCCCAGUUCCAGUCCCAGUCCCAGUUCCAGUCGCAGUCCCAGUCCCAAACCCGAGUCCAAGCUUGUCCAGUCGGGAGCGGUUUAAGCUUCAGCAGGAGUCACUGAGUCACAAGCGUAAUGCACUGAGGCUUAGAAGGGAAGGUAGAACGGCAGAGGCCGAUUCAGAGUUUGAGGUUGCGAAAGCUAUGGAGGCCCGUCUGCAGGAGGCCGAACCUUCUAAUUCGUUUUCCAGUGGGGACGAUGUUGCGGUUGAGGAUUUUCUGGACCCUCAGCUUCUGUCGAUGCUGCAGUCAAUCGGGUUGGGUGAUGGCUCUAUGGCAGGGUCACCGGAACCUUCCGCCGAGGAUGCUGAUGUGGAGAAGAGGCAGUUGGCCGAAAGGAUUAAGGCGGAGAAAGUUAAGGCGGUGAAUUUGAAGCGUUUGGGAAAGCAGGCCGAAGCCUUGGACGCCCUCAGGCGGGCCAAACUUUAUGAACGGAAAUUGCAAUUUUUGACUUCAUAA
Molecule: messenger RNA, 2871 nt
Organism: Striga hermonthica
Lineage: Eukaryota; Viridiplantae; Streptophyta; Magnoliopsida; Lamiales; Orobanchaceae
Source: the annotation of a GenBank genome assembly